Messenger RNA from Cyclospora cayetanensis, 3795 nucleotides. RefSeq lists its product as uncharacterized. The record is from RefSeq and is a predicted model, not a curated record. Lineage: Eukaryota; Apicomplexa; Conoidasida; Eucoccidiorida; Eimeriidae. The transcript has 14 exons.
AUGCCCUCCAGCCUCAAAACAUCUCUUUUCUGUAUUCUGCUCUUCGCACUAGUGACAACCUCUGCAGCUGAACAGCAGCUGGUUGAUCAGGAGGCACCGAAGGUUGGGGAGGGCCGGGGGCAAAUCCGCGAGGCUCCCCCACUAUCCGCAGAAUUCCAAAAUGUAAAACAGCAUCCAAAUAAUAAUAAGCCAACAAUCAAAGGGGCGGAUGCAAAAGAAACACGUGAACAGCCGCCGACUCAGUUUUCCGAACAGGAAGCAACAGAUGCAGCUCCACAGUCCGGAGAAGUAGCACUAGAGCGCUUAUGGGACGUAAAUAGCACAGUGAGCCUCCCAGUAAGAGGCAGCGUUGACUUUGUUCGCAACAUCGAGCCCGUAAUCGCGGCAGGAGAAACGUUUGGCGCAAGCCUGAGAGUAAAUGACAAUGACGGCAAUCUGCUUACCUCCUUCAAUGACGCAUUGUACUUUAGUGUUUUUACCCUCGAAAACCAUGAAGGCUCAGAGCUUCUAGAGCCAGCAGACGCUUCAGUAUUUACUGGCAGCACCUUCGUCAUGGCCCAAGAAGGUUCGGCGUCCGUGAGCAACUGGCGCAUCUUGAAGACAGGGCUUUAUAAGGUAAAAGCCACAUGCGACAGCUGCCUGUCUGCUGUCUCACGGCCAGUGCGUGUUGUUUGUGGAGAGCCCUUCUCCCUCCGCCUUAUACAGCAGCCAGGCAACAGCCACAGUGGAGCACCGCUAAGCGUAAACCCUGUCGUCGAGGCUACAGAUAUAUUUGGCAACGUUAUCGUGGACCUGGCUGGACAUGUACACGUGAACUUGCUCCCAGGCUCGGUAGAUGAGCCAUCGGUAAUGGGGGUAUUGACGCGUCCUUUCAACGACGGUCGUGCGGCAUUUCCAAAUUUGGUAAUUGCGGCAGCUGGAGUUGGUCAUCAGUUGAAAUUUGUCCUCCUUUCUCCGACAACGGGGAGCCCCAUCGAGGUGGUUAGUGAGCCCUUCAAAGUGGAAGCAUCAGAGCCUGCAGAACUUGUAUUCCUACAGCAUCCCCCCGCAGAUGUCGGUGCCGGUGCGGCAUUCUCAGUAACAGUACAGCUCGUCGACGCCCAUGGCAACGCAGUUCCUGAAAGGCACACCAUCAGAUUAAGCCUAUGGGAAAGUAAUUCUUUGGCAUCGGCAAUCCUAGGCACAACUGCAGCCGUAUCAGAUAUAAGUUCGGGCAUUGCGGUCUUUGAAGAUAUCGCCUUCUUGAGUUCCGAAGCCCCUUUGCUUCUCCAGGCUGAAUGCACCACUUGCACAACAAGGGUGACAGGCUCUUCGCAUAGCAGCGUAUGGAACACGUCUUUGGUCAUCACCACAGCAUGCAAUUUGUUAGUAGAGGGCAGCAACGAAGGAGAUGACGAGUGCUCCGUGACGGUAUCUCUUGAAACCCUUGUUCAACGAUGGCCAACCGCCCCAGUUACUGUGAAGGUAUCCCAUAUCGAAUCCAUAGCAAUGCACAGCGCUGGACGGACACCAGCUCUCACCAUUGAACCUGAAACACUGCAUUUCAGUCCUACCGACGGCCCAAGCAAUCAGAAAAUUCUAAUCAAGCGUAUGAACUGUUCCUGGCCUCCUUCGCAAUUUGUGUCCUGCGCUAAGGCAGUUGAUGACGCUCUUUUGCAAUACAGCGCAGAUGUCUCCGACGCUGAGUCGAGAUUGUUUAUCCAGCACUACCGCGUGCACCUGCAAGCGAAAUCCGAGGAUCCGUUGUGGGAUGCCGGUGCGAUUGAGUGGGUUGACGAGCCAUUCAUUACAGUAAAAGUCCUAGACAAUGACAGAAAGCUACUGCACUUCUUGUUUGAAGAGGAACCAAUGCUGCUCCGGCGUGGGGACGUGGUUUUCUACGAUGUGUCUCUGGGUUUUUCACCAAUCAAGGGGCCCAUUGACGUUACCCUGGAGGCCCCUGUCGGCAUUACUGCAGAGCCGUUGACAAUGGAAUUUGAUUCAGAGAAUUGGAACAUUGCUCAGCGCGUGCGGGUUGGUGUCAACAGCACGUUUCCUGCUGCCCCCAUUGUGACAAAUACACACACCACGCUAGCAGGCGCGCCAGAUAGCACAACAAAUACUUCAUGGAAAUGGCCAAAAUACAACAGAUGCUGUUCUAAAUCACAGAUGGCGCCGGGGUCGCCCUCGUUAGGAGUUGUUCCCAGCAAGUUCGUGAUAACGCAUAUUCUUCGGGGACACUCGGUCCUUUCCAGAGCCUCUGAAAAGGAGGAACUGAUUUUCUUCGUGGGCGAGGAUGCAGUCGGCAGGGUCCUGUGGGAUGACACAACUAGGGCUGUUUUGGCAGGGGAUUCACUGGCGCUUCCAUUCAGUCUCUCAAUACAGCCAAUUGAAUCGGUAUCAGUCACACUCAACUGCGGGCCUCUCUUGGAACCCCUCAUCAGCAACAGCUUUACACUGACUCCGCUUCAAUGGAGAAAAGGAGCAGUCUUCCGUCUAAAGGCGAAAGAUGAUGGGGAAGCGGGAAAGCAAACUAGUCUGGAGACUUGUGAAGUAAUUACCGAGUCUGGAGACAACCGCUUUACCUCCAAUUCGGGCACUAACCACGCAUCCCAAGAAGUCGGAGAUUACGGGUUAGCUAUUUUGAUUUUCAAGCAGCACUGUGCAGAUGGUACGUACAGAGCACAGUGUCCCUGCUACUCCGGCCAGCAAUGCAAGCUGUCUCGCUACUCCCACUGCCCUGCCGGAACCUACAGGUACGUCUUGCCUGUGGAAUUUGCUUCAGGCUCGCCUUGCGCAGCGCGGCAAUCUACAGCUUGCCCAGCAGGCCACUAUGCUGCAAGUGGUGCAUGCAUUGUUUGCCCCGAAGGCUUUUUUUGCCCAGUGCACGGUCUUGCGGAGCCGCAACCGUGCCCUACAGGAACCUACAGCUUCCAAGGCUCUGUAUCCUGUAUUCGGUGCCCUCAAGGAAGUUUUUGUCCCACAUCCAAGCUUUCAGACAUGAGUGGAAUGUCAAUCUGUGAGCCUUGUCCGCGAAACUUUGCUUGCCCAACCCCGCUGGAACAGCUCGCUUGUGAGAAGCCAACCCAAUUCGCGCCCCCAGGGCAGCAGAUAUGCAAGCCGUGUCCGAGAGGUAACGGAGAAACCUUUUGUCCAGUGUAAGCGACCUUGUUUCUUCAAAGCAGCGUCGCAUUGUGCCUUCCUAUGCCAGACUUUAGCUGCGAGGGCGACGAACCUCAAGCGUGUAAGCCUGGGUUUACUGCACUAGAAGGAGAGGGCGUAUGCUCGAAGGCCCAUUUAAACGAUGCUGCAACCGUCCACGAUUUGCAACUCCGCGAAAACAUCCGCUCACGAGCGGAGCCAGAAUGCCCCCCAGGUCGUUACUACCAAGGAACAGGCUGUUUUCCGUAUGGACCCCUAGGAUACUGUGCAAGCGGAAAGUGUCUCACUUGUUCCAGGGGCUAUAUCUGCCCUCCGGGAGCUUCAGCACCACUUUUGCUAGAUGAGGUCCAAGAAGCUAUUCCGUGUCCGCGCGGUGCAAUUUGCCCUCCCGGAUCAUCCGCAUGGCAAGUGUGCGCUCAUGGCGAGAUUUGCCAAGGAUGGGGAGCCGGCAAAAUUACCUGUCCUCCAGGAACGGUGUUGUCAGCGGAUACCGACUUCAGUGCGCAUUCUGGGGCUUCAACCCUCCUCCCUGGGCUCGUAUUACGCACUUUGUUCCAGUCAUUCGGUGGGAGGCCAUUUGCUUGUGCAUGUUACAAGGAUUUGGCACAACUGUUUUUGGUAUAUUUUGACUAUUCUACAAACGUACACCAUUAA